Messenger RNA from Exophiala viscosa, 2101 nucleotides. RefSeq lists its product as uncharacterized. The transcript is spliced from 3 exons. Lineage: Eukaryota; Fungi; Ascomycota; Eurotiomycetes; Chaetothyriales; Herpotrichiellaceae. The record is from RefSeq and is a predicted model, not a curated record. The coding region runs from base 330 to 1775 and encodes 481 amino acids.
AGAAAUCAAACGCAGUGGAAACGCGUCAUGCCAAUGCCAAUGCCAAUGCCGAACGCCCCGGGCUCCGGGCUCCGGGUUGCCUUUAAACGCCUAACUUACGCCUAGAGCCUCGUGACUGCCAUGCCAUACAGUAAGGCCGUGCACUUUUACAGCGGGGAGGCACCAUGUGGUCGACCUGGUUGUUGGACGUCGUGGUGGUAUCAAAAGAAUAUGAAAUCUUUCUCAGUGUCUUAGGUCUCGCUUUAGUGUCAGCGAAUGCUUGUGACUCGGAAGUCUUGAAGUACUAACGUUAAUCCUAUUUGAACGAACUCAGAAACAGAAGAGCGAAAAUGCUGGAUGAGAAUCUCCCGACGUUCGUACUCGACCCCUCGAAGGACAAGCCGAAACAGCAGUCAACUUUUCUCUUCUCUCAGCACGGCGCCAAUUUCGAGCCCGCGUACACCUUACGCCAACUCGACCCAGAGCAGCAUGCGUCGAGGAAUAGAUAUGCUGCUGCCAUCUACGAUGCCUUCAACCCUGAUGUCCUUUACGCGGAGGUCCUCCUCAUUCCAUCGUGGACACAACCACCCCCGAUCUCCGAGCAGGCCAGGUUAAACGGCGCAGUUCCACCACCUCCUGAGCCUAACCUGCCCACCGAAUUCACUAUUCAACUGUACAAUCCUGACCAGCAGAUCAAGGUGACGCAUAGACCAGCAACUUGGAAUACCGCGGCUUCUUGGGAGUUUGAAAUACCUCAGCAGACCUUUCGAGCACCAUCUUGGUCGGCACUGGAUCGAGGUCAGCAUGAUCCGGCCGCGUCCGAGAUCACGCCCAAGAUUGCAUUCAGGUGGAAGAAGGACAGCAAAUUCUCAAAAGAUCUCGCAUGCUUCCUCUCAGGCAGGAGCACAGACGUCGUACGCAAGUCGAGAAGCAAGGAGCCGGACAUUACAGUGUCAAUAUUCAAAGGUCUGAAAGAAGUCACCCUGUACGAGCCAAACCUGCAAAGAGUCGAGGUAGAGGACCUGAAAGGGUUUGAAGUGGUCCUACUACUGGGAGCUGUGGUCAUUCGGGACGUGUAUUUCGGUCACCUCAAGGAGACAUUCAACAUUUCCACAAUCGGGGGAAAACUGAACCCGACAAGUCCCACCACCGCCGCUGCUGCUCUGGCUUCUGACCUGCGCCCUCAGUCAUCGUCACCAGGCCAGCUCGCAGGUUCAGCACAGCCGGGUCCCGUACGCGAUCCCCGUGUGCCUCCCACUGAUCCGCGAAGUCAGUGGGAAAUUGAUGCGCAGACAGCCCUAUUACAGAGACAAUAUGCAGAGGAAGAGCGAGCGAGGCGAAUUCGGGAAGAAGAGGCAGAGCAACAGACCAGGAAGCUACUAGAAGCUGAGGAAGCGGAACGACGAAGGCGGCAGCAAGCCCAGAUUGACCAAGAGACUGAACGUCUCAAACAGUUGUAUGGCCAAGAAGACUUCAACGCCCGCCCCAAUCUGCCUCCACGAGUCCCUCACCAGCAAAGACAUCACUCUGAGUCGACACAGUCGGCAUAUGCACAGUCUCAGCAGGCACACUAUCCAACAAUACCGUCUACGACUUCAUGGGGUGGUUAUUCUGCCGGCGGUCCGAGCAGCGGACCCUACAUGUCAGGCGCCGCUGCUUCGCAGUCGAGUUUCCUCGCUCCCCAUCCUGCUUCAAACCAGACUUUGAAACAGAAAACAAGCAUAUUCAAUUUCCGCCGACGCAGCGACCAUGAUUCGAAUAAUAGGCUGCAGAGAAAGCGAAGUGCCGUUUUCUGAUUUUAUCCGACCUUCCUCUUUAGUGAGUGACUGCCGCGUGCCAUUCGGCUAAAGGCCGAUCAAGGCCGUGUCGCAUCGAAUAUGUCAUCAUUGUGACGAGCUUCGAAACACACAUCUAUUCUUGACCAUAUUGUCACAUUCUCUAUGCGUACUACGUUUACUCGGACCAUUGAAAUAUUCAAACGUACACAAGCGAACAUGGCAGGCUCCCUAGGCAAACGUAUCGUCUUUACCGGCGGGUCAGGCAAGGCCGGUCGACACUGCAUCCCAUAUCUCCUUGAGAAGGGGCAUCAAGUCCUCAAUUUGGAUCUCAUCGAUUUCCCAAA